Molecule: messenger RNA, 1248 nt
Organism: Insectozyma verbasci
Lineage: Eukaryota; Fungi; Ascomycota; Pichiomycetes; Serinales; Debaryomycetaceae
Source: the annotation of a GenBank genome assembly
AUGGGUAGAGGAACAUUAAAACAACAAUUGAAACAUCACCAAGCUAAAGAAAAUCAAGAUAAGAUAAAGACCAAAACAAAUGAUAAACCAAAGAAACAAGAAAUACAAGAAGAAGAACCAAUAAUAAUUGAGAAACCAAUAGUGAAAUCACCGAAAUCAAAUAAAUCAAAAUCGAAAACAGAAGAUGAUUAUCAAAGUGCUACAUUAUCUAAAAAAGAACAAAGAAAAUUAAAGAAAUUACAAGCUAAAGCUGAACCAGAACAAGAAGAAGAAGGGGAUGAAGAAAUAGACGAAUUAGAUGAAGAAGAUGACGAUGAAGAAGAUGAGGGUUUAGAUCUUGAAAAAUUAGCAGCUAGUGAAAGUGAAAGUGAAUUAGAAUCAGAAGACGAUGACGAAGAAUCAGAAGAUGACGACGAAGAUGAAGACGAAGAAUUAGACGUGGAAGAAGAAGAAGAAGAAGAAGAAGUGGCAGAAGAUAUACCAUUAUCAGAUGUUGAAGUUGAUUCAGAUGCAGAUAUUGUACCACAUACAAAAUUAACAAUAAACAAUACCGCUGCUUUAAGAGAUUCAUUAGCUAGAAUUGAAUUGCCAUGGUCCAGUCAUUCAUUUAUUGAACAUCAAUCAAUUAUAAGUGCCGAAAAAUCUGAAAUUCAAAUUAAAGAUAUUUAUGAUGAUACAGAAAGAGAAUUAUCAUUUUAUAAACAAGGUUUAGAUGCUGUAAAACAAGCAAGAUCAUCAUUAUUAAAAUUAAAAGUACCAUUUAGUAGACCAAUUGAUUAUUUUGCAGAAAUGGUUAAAAGUGAUGAACAUAUGGAUAAAUUAAAACAAAAAUUAUUAACAGAAGCUGCAAAUAAAAAAGCAAGUGAAGAUGCUAAAAAACAAAGACAAUUGAAAAAAUUCGGUAAACAAGUUGAACAUGAAACUUUACAAAAAAGAGCUAAAGAAAAAAGGGAAACUUUAGAUAAAAUUAAAUCUUUAAAAAAGAAAAGAGGUGCAAAUGAAAUUAGUAAUGAUGAUGAUUUUCAAAUUGCAUUAGAAGAAGCUACAAAAGAAAAUGAAAGAGAUUCAAAAAGAAAGAAACCAAAUUCAAAAAGAUUAGCUAAAAAUGCAAAAUAUGGUAACGGUGGAAUGAAAAGAGGUAAUAGAAAAAAUGAUGCACAAUCAUCAGGAGAUAUUAGAGAAUUUUCAAGUAAGAAAAUGAAGGGUAAACAACCAUCAAGACCUGGUAAAAGUAAAAGAAGACAUUAG